UUUGGAUUAUUGCAAAUUGCACGUUCCUCACCCUUCCCUUCAGAAAUCUGUCUGUAGUCUGUAAUGGUGUUAUUGCUAGUGUAGAUUUAUUCCAAAUAACUGCGAGGUAUACCGACAAAAGCCGAAAAUGGACCCUCCCAGCAAAAGUGGCGACUUAAAUUCAUCAGGUCCCUCUCGUCCACAGUUUGCCUCACCUUAUUUAAAUUUUGACCCUGCCUUCAUCCCGCCAUCGACACCAGAAUACAUUUUAUUAGAAGGAGCCAAGACUCAACGAGGCAGAUUUGAACUCGCAUUUUCCCAAAUCGGAGGAUCAUGUAUGAUUGGAGCGAUGGUCGGUGGCAGCGGAGGAUUUUAUAGCGGGUUAAAAGAAACAUCUCUAGCUGGACAAAUAGGAAAACUAAGAAGAACACAGAUUCUGAAUCACGUAAUGAAGCAAGGAGCAGCCCGAGCGAACACCCUGGGAUCAAUCGCUGUCAUGUACAGUGGCUUUGGAGUCAUAUUGGCGUGGUUACGAGAGGCUGAGGACGAACUCAACACUGUGGCGGCUGCUACGACAACAGGGAUGCUGUACCGCUCUACAGCUGGACUGCGAGGGUCAGCAAUUGGUGGUCUAGCAGGUUUCGGACUCGCCGCUCUCUAUUGCUUUUGGACAUCAAGAGAUAGACUUCCGGGAUUCACGCAACAGAGAAACAACAGCUACCCGUCUCUACGAGACAGAUGAGUCAAGAUAAAUUCAAGUAGACCUACUGGCACGUCUUCAACCGAAAGUUCUGUGAUUUAGAAAUUAACCAUUGUACAAAGUUUUGCUCAUUGCAAUUUCGAGUACUUAAUUUUCUAGUGAGAUUAAAUUGAGUGUAACUGUA
Messenger RNA from Macrosteles quadrilineatus (aster leafhopper), 863 nucleotides. RefSeq names its product mitochondrial import inner membrane translocase subunit Tim23 (gene Tim23). The coding region runs from base 128 to 721 and encodes 197 amino acids. Gene Ontology annotation, biological process: protein import into mitochondrial matrix. Gene Ontology annotation, molecular function: transmembrane protein transporter activity. The transcript is spliced from 5 exons. Gene Ontology annotation, cellular component: mitochondrial inner membrane; TIM23 mitochondrial import inner membrane translocase complex. Lineage: Eukaryota; Metazoa; Arthropoda; Insecta; Hemiptera; Cicadellidae. The record is from RefSeq and is a predicted model, not a curated record.